This is a messenger RNA of Cucurbita pepo subsp. pepo (vegetable marrow), 1020 nucleotides long. The record is from RefSeq and is a predicted model, not a curated record. Lineage: Eukaryota; Viridiplantae; Streptophyta; Magnoliopsida; Cucurbitales; Cucurbitaceae.
UCCCCCAUUACAGUUGAGGCCGGUUGAAGACGAUGGAGCAGCGGGCGGAGGGCGAGUCGAUAAGAGUAGCCUCCGAGGAGCUCUCUCGGGAGUUCAAAACUUUGAUCAAAACGGAUGAUUUGAACUCUCUCAACCAUUUGCAGCACCUCAUAUUGGGGAGAUUGCAGGAUAGCAAUGCUGUCCUCUCUCAUUUUAACGAGUUCUCGGAGAAUUGCUUUGCUGAGGUGUCUGGAGAUCUAUCUAGAAAUACUCGUCUUUUGAAGUCCAUGAAAUCUGACCUUGAUUACAUAUUUCUGAAAAUAAGGAGCAUGAAAUCAAGAAUCUUAGCCACUUAUCCUGAUGCAUUUCCUGACGAGUCAACUAGUGAAGCUCUAGAUAGGAGACCCGACCUCGAAAGGCCUCAGUAACUACAGAAAUUAUGACUGCAAGUAAUCAAAUACCCCAAUAUUUUGAAUAGAUGUUCAGUUUGUGGGACUGUGAGGAGCACCACUCCGACGUCGACGAGUAGCGCAGUAGCUGGCGGCGGCGGAGAGAAUUCCACUCCGGCAUCGUCUUGCCGAUUGCCUGAUUCUGUGAGAGAUUACGCCAUGGUGUUCAACGACAAUGUCAUUCAACCGGCGACUCCCUUCUACGUCCCUGGCGGCGGCGGCGGCGGCGGCGGCGGCACUUCUUCUUGCUCCUCGUCUCGGAAUCCGACCGGCAACGGUAAUAUUAACGGCGACGUUCCUCUAGCAGUCUACAUGUACGGAAAUGAAGACGUCCGCUGCUGUCUCUCUGCCUCAGCCACCGUCGAAAUUUGCGGCGGCGGCGGUGGUUCCAAGGUUACGGCAUACGAAGCGAUGCGGGAAGCGAGGGCAUCUAAUCAGAGUACACCGGAGGGAUCUCCACAGCUUCGUUCGUAGUUCUUUUGUUUUUUUACCAUUUUGCCCUCCGGGUUCUGCUCUUGUUACGACGUUCUGGGAAGCCUAUUUUGGGAAAUAGGUUAGAGAUUACCAAAGAUUAAUUAAACACCAAUUAGGU